Pteronotus mesoamericanus is the source of this 8373-nucleotide messenger RNA. RefSeq names its product platelet activating factor acetylhydrolase 2 (gene PAFAH2). The record is from RefSeq and is a predicted model, not a curated record. Gene Ontology annotation, molecular function: 1-alkyl-2-acetylglycerophosphocholine esterase activity. Lineage: Eukaryota; Metazoa; Chordata; Mammalia; Chiroptera; Mormoopidae. The transcript has 11 exons. Bases 153 to 1325 code for a protein of 390 amino acids.
UUAAGCACCAGUGUUGAGUACUAGAAACUACAACUACUAAAGGGCCACGGGCUCCUAAGCAGUUUUUCGUUUCCGUCGAGGUGACCGUCGGGCUGUUUCUGAGAGGUCAACUUGACGGGCCCAAGUCGUUGUUUGAUGCAACUGGUGAUGAGAUGGGGGUCAACCAGUCCGUGGGCUUUCCACCUAUCACAGGACCCCACCGUGUGGGCUGCGGGGAUGUGAUGGAGGGCCAGGGUCCCCAGGGGAGCUUCUUCCGACUCUUCUACCCCUGCCAGGAGGCAGAGAAGACCCUGGAGCAGCCCCUGUGGAUACCCCGCUAUGAGUACUACACUGGCCUGACCAAUUACCUACAGUUAAAUAGUCGCUGGUGGCGUUUGCUGUUCAACCUGGCUGUGGGGUCUUGUCGCCUGCCUGUUAGCUGGAAUGGCCCCCUUAAGACCAAGGACUCUGGAUACCCCUUGAUCAUCUUCUCCCAUGGCCUGGGAGCCUUCAGGACAAUGUAUUCAGCAUUCUGCAUGGAGCUGGCCUCCCAUGGCUUUGUGGUUGCUGCAUUAGAGCACAGGGAUGGGUCAGCUGCAGCCACCUGUUUCUGCAAGAAGACCCCAGAAGAGAACCAGCCCACCAAUGAGUUGCUGGUGGAGGAAUGGAUUCCCUACCGCCAAAUUAAGGAAGGGGAGAAGGAAUUUCAUGUUCGGAAUUGCCAGGUGCAUCAGCGGGUCAUGGAGUGCAUACGGGUGUUGCAGAUCCUGCGAGAUGUCACUGGUGGGCAGACAGUCCACAACAUCUUUCCUGGUGGAUUGGAUCUGAUGACCUUUAAGGGCAGCAUCGACAUGAGCUGCAUGGCUGUAAUGGGACAUUCAUUGGGAGGGGCCACAGCUGUUCUGGCUUUUGCCAAGGAGAAACAAUUUCGGUGUGCUGUGGCUCUGGAUCCUUGGAUGUUUCCUCUGGAACGUGACUUUUACCCAAACGCCCGAGGCCCUGUAUUCUUCAUCAAUACUGAGAGAUUCCAGACAACGGAGACUGUCGCCUUGAUGAAGAAUAUAUGUGCCCUGCAUGAACAAUCCAGAAUCAUAACAGUCCUUGGUUCUCUUCAUCGAAGUCAAACUGACUUUGCUUUUGUGGCUGGGAGCUGGUUUGGUAAAUUCUUUCAAACCUGUGGGACCUUGGACCCCUAUGAAGGUCACGAGAUUGUGGUGCGGGCCAUGUUGGCCUUCCUGCAGAAGAACCUUGACUUGAAAGAGAACUAUGACCAAUGGAACGACUUCAUUGAAGGCAUUGGACCAUCACUCACCCCCGGGGCUCCACACCAUCUGUCCAGCCUUUAGACACAACUGACCGUUUAUAAAAGGUCACAAAUGGGAGAGAAGCUGAGCUGAAUUCCCAUUUGGUGUCUACCCAUGACCUCCUAUCAGGAGGUGGUCGUCGUGGUCGUGGCCCUUCUUUACAAAUCGAAAGGAGAUCAUCACACUGCUGAUUAGAUAACUGGGCACUUUGAUCUUGGACUAGUUGAUCCUAAAUUCAUGGUAGGGCCUGGAUCACUUACUGAUUGGCACACUGACUUUCUGGGGCCUGAGCCCUGAUGGUUUAGGCAACAAGCAGCAGGGUGGGGCUGGGAAGCACCCAAGCCCUAAGAUGAGCACUCUGAGUACUACUAACCUAGCGAGCUGACGCCCUUGCCUUGGGCCAGUGUGGCUUUUGCAGUGGAGAAAUGAAGCCAAAAGAUGGAGUGAAAAUUUCUACCUUCCAGACCUUUAGCCUAAAUGGGCACCCUCUCUUCAUACCUCUUAGCCCUCUCUCUCCCCAGGGCCACUUGGUAAGCUCUCAGCAUUUGAUGUAACUUGCUAGGAUAUGGACCAUCAUCAGAUUUUCUGCUUUUUUUCAAGCCUUCUUAAUGCACCAAACAUAGUCCUCGGCCCUUAGUGUGGGCACUAUCCUUGUGAGCCCACAGAGGAGAACAGACAGCAUUGUCCUCAUAGCAUAGGGAGAAAAGCUGAGGUACCGAGUGGGGGGCCUCAGAAGCUCUGAAUGUCUGGGAGUUGUGCUAAAAAUGUAUCUUGACAGAAGUAGGUUGAGUUGGAGAAGAUAGAAAAGCAGCAUUAGGCAGGCAUUUGAACAGGCCCUUGCCACAGAGGGAGGUAGUACAGUCAGCCAGAGUUCAGGAGGCCACCCCUGCGGAGGUGCAGGAAUACUUUGAUCUUGCCUUUUACCUUCUUACCUCAGAUGUCAUGAGCCGCCAACUUGCUCAGAAUCCGGGUGCUGCGAGUCAUCUAUGUUUUCUGCCUCUGAGGCCCUAGCCCAAAUUUAAGUCAAGAUAUAGAUUGAAUUUGUAUUCUGUUCCAUUUAUAAUAUGCAUGAUAUUAAUACUCAUGUUUGCCUAAUGAAAUGUUGGAAUAUUCUCUAUUUAAUCUGCAUUAGAGCAAGAUGAGGAGCCAUCUGGAAGUAACUUCUCCUUCUGUCUUUCUUUGUUCGCUUACUACUUGUGCCGUGUGGAAAGAAACUUUAAAAGGAAAGGAAGCCUUCCUGGGGAUCUAGUUGAAAGCUGUCUGAGAAGACCAACCUGAAACACCUCUUGCCAUUACUCUAGACGUCUUACCCUAGUUCAAGUAGAGGACCCCAGAGAAGGCAGGAUUGAAAGGGAAAUGCAUCUCCACACAAUGGGUCCAAGGUCAGUGCCACCACCACAAUCUGGGACUAGGUCUCCCACCUCUCAGCCAUUGUUCUAAGAGUUGAAACUUCAGGUCCAUGGACGCUGUGAACCUUGGGAGGAUCUGUGAAUUCCAGGGAGACAUAGGGUAGAGAGAGUAUCAUUAAAGCCCUGGGCACCAGAGUUCUAUAGGCUGGUUUUGAGUCCUGUUUUCACCGUGGCUAACUGGGUAAAUUUGAGCACAUUGCAUUCUCUUUCUACUUCUGGUUCCUCAUUUCUAAGAUGGAGAUCUGCAUUAUGAAUAGUUAAGAGGAUUAAGUGAGAGGAUGUAUAUGCCUAUAGACUAUUUAAAAAUAUGUUUCCUACUUUCCAAAUAUACAAGAUUUUUCCAGUUAUUCUAUGGCUGUUGUUUUCUAGCUUAAUUGCUUUUGGUCAGAGAAAAUGACUCAUACAGUUUUUAUCCUGAAAUUUGCUUGUUGGUCCAGUGUGAGGUCAAUUUUGUAAAUGUUCCUUAUAUGUUUAAAAAGACUAUGUUCUGAAGUUGUUGGCUUACUCAACAACGUGAUGGGUUUUCUUCUAUGAGGGUGCAGACAGACAUGUAACAGGGCCUUCCCAUCCCCAACUGAGCCCUUCAGCACUCACAGAAGCAGUAGAUGCCGCCCCUUACGCCUGGACUCAUUCUAUGCUGAGGUUCGGGCAUCUUUAGCAUGUGAGACCCAACUUCAUUCUACCUUAAACCUAUACAUGAUACAUGUGUUGUAAAGACUGGGAGCCUCCCUGGAGAAAGAAGUUGUUUGGAAACUGAAUGUAUCACUCAUCCACUUCAGUUCCUACUCUGGCAGGGACUCAUUUAUCUGGCAAUAUCAGAGUAUGUGAAUUUUCCCUGUAAUCAAAAAUUAUCCUUUGAGCCAAAAAAUAUAACAUUGACUCUUUUCAAUGGUAAUUUACCAAAAAAGAUAAUGCAUAUACUUCUUAAUGUGAACUGACCUCAUUUAACUUCUUAGGAUGUUUCAGUCAGGACAGACUAGAUUAUAUGGUAGUAACAUGCAACCCUGAAAAGCAACAGAAGUUUCUUUCUUGCCCAUGCUGCUUCUCCUCUGUUAGUCAGCUGGAGGCCCUGCUCCAUGUCAUUUUUAUCUUAACUUGGGGACUCAGGCUGGCAGAGCUGCCACGAUCUGGAAGUGCUGGGAGAGAGCAUGGUGAAACUUUCUGCCCAGAAGUGACACUGAUUAUUUCCAUCCACAUUUCAUUGGCCAAAGCAAGUCAUCUGGCCAUACCUAACAUCCCAUCGCAUCCCAAGAGAGCCAGAAUAUCUGUGACCGGGCCUAAUGUCAGAGCAGUGGCACCCUCCGGGCUGUGAAGAUAUGGAUGACUAUUUGCAUCUAUGCUGCAUGGCCCCCAGCAGCUGUCCUCUUAGUCCUUUGAUUGCGUUUCAGUUUGUAUUGUCUCCCUUGUGGUCAGGCGGCCAGCCAUUAUUCUUCAUUGCCUUUAACAUGCCAGCCCCUAGCAGCUCUCCCCAUUCACUUCAGAGCUAUUACUUCUUAUCAGUUACGUCAUCUACCACCAUCUAAAGUAAAACCAGGUAGUUACUGAGAGAGGUCUUCAGGAACUCUCCUGCAACUAAAAUGUACUGCCUUUGGUGCUUGGAAUUUGUAACCCUUCCUUUCACUGAUCAGAAGGGGUAUAACAAGGUUUUUGGCCCUUUGCCCUGGUUUUUGGUGAGCUUCCAGAGACUCAAAGGUCACCAGAUAAAUGGCCUUUAGAUAGGCAAGAUAAUCCUGCAUAUUAAUUGUCAUGUACUGAUCAACUGCUUGCUAGUGUAUCCUUUUGAGAAGCAAGGAUGUCUUGGGUGUCUUUUGCAUCUUAUUCUCACCCCAUUAUAGAACUGUUCUCAUGGAGGCCUCCUAGUGGUAUAUUGUAAAGUUUCUGUGAAGGGAAUGGUGCAUCAGUUAGGGAGGGAGGUGAGUAAAUAAACACAGGAUGGAAUGAGAUUCCUCAUCCCUUCCACAUCCUGGGAGCAUCAGGCUGAGGCUCCUAACACAGUCCCCAAGCCCCUUUCUAGUGUGUGUCCUGACACAGCUGCCCCCUUACUCUUCCUCAGGAAGUCUGGGCUCUUGAAAUGACAAUUGAUGGAUUCCACCUUCAUGUGUUGGCCUUGUGGGGACCUUUAUCUGCUCCCUUUGUCUUCUGGGGCACCCCUUCCCCUUGGCCUACAAAGUGAUAGAAGGACAAGAGAGGCCACACUCUGCACUUGGGACCUGGUCCUUAUUAAGAAACUCACUUUCUGUCCCUUCACAGCCAGAUGCAAAGGCCAAGUGUCCCUGGCCAUAGCUGCAUGGCAAAAGGACGACAACGACUAUGAUCAUGAUGAUCACUGUAAUAACCAACAUUGAUUAGGCCCUUAUUACGUGUCAGGGACUGUGCUCAGUGCUUACACGCAUCAUCUCAUUUGCUUUUUACAGUAACCUCAAGAGGUCAGGUGGUAUGAGCCUCAUUUUGUGCAUGAGGGAACAGCCGUACAGAAGUGAUUGGAUCAAGCUCUCACAGCAAGAUUUUGGCAAAGCUGGGAUUUAGGCAUCAAAAUCCAAGCUUUUAAUCACUGGGCAGUCCUGCCCUAAGGCACAUUCUUGGUUUUGCCCAUAACCCUGUCUGUUUAAACUGUCAGGGUAUAAGGAAUAUCAUUUCAUGAUAGAUGGAAUCAAGAAUGUCAAAUUCUCUGGCAAUUUCUAUAUGAAUUGCAUUGAGAGUCAGUGAGAUUUUUAGCGCUACUGAGGAGUGGGUUGGAGAGAAUUGAGCUUCACUUAGGGCUGUGGGUCAGAUGCUCUGUUGAUUUGAUAGAUGAGGAAAGCAGUUCAGGGAUUAAGAACAUGGUCUUUGAAAUCAGAUAAUUCCUAUUUUCCUUGUGAUUUAUGCUAAUUAACUUAUAUGAGCUUCAGUUUGCUCAUUUGUAAAAUGGAAAUUUUAAUAGCAUUUAUCUCUUAGAGUUGUAAUAAUUGAAAUAAUGCAUGUAAAGAAUUUAGCAUGGUGUCUAUCCCAAAGGGUUAUUAAAUAUUACCUAUUUUUACUAGCAUUGUUUUAUUUGAUCUCCUUACAUAUCUAUAAGAUGAGAUAAAAUUUGCUCUUGCCCUCAGCGGCCCCAGAUGGUCUUGGUCUAAGUUCUUAUUCCAGCUUCUGUUUCACAGUUAGUUCCCUCACAUGAAGUCUUCUGUCACUCAACUACGACCGUUGUGUGCGGGUGGAGCUGGAUGAAGAGAGAGUUUUUCCAUUCCAUUUGCUCUCAUUUCCCUGCUCUUCCCAUCAAAGAUCAAAAUCCACACCAUUGUUCCAGUCUUGUAGGCUUUCUUCACCACCAGGAAAAGUCUGCACUCUUAGAUUCUGGUUUGGGUUUUAAUUUCACACAUGAUCAUCCAGACGCACAUGUCUGUGCACCAGAAGUAAACCGAAGGCCCUAAAAUGGUGAAUGGGAGAAUCAAAGGAAAAAGUGUGUGUAGCCAUUGGCCAAAGGGAGAAGGCCCUGAGGAUUGGGAAUUUAUAUAAGGACUAAUUGUGUUAAUUUUUGUCUGCUGCCUCUGAGACAGGGAGGGGAGAGGGUAAAGUGCCCAAUGACCUGAGGAGAAACUUCCCAGGUGUGAGAUAAAAUCCACAAAUGACCUCUGCAGAGCUCUCUCCCUCACUGUCAUUUCUGAUUUCCUGCCAAGUUCUAUUGUUUCUCCCCACUUGUUGGUUCUCACUCCUAGCCCAUCCUUUCCAUUUCAUUUGAGUCAAGUCCUUCCCAUCACCUCACCCCUGUAAUCAUUUUUACAGCCUCCUGGACCCUGAUUUCUCCUUUCCACUGCAUUCUGCUGCCAGAUCUUCCUGAAACAGCACUCACAUCAAAAUACCAGCCUGGCAAGGCCGUCUAAUGGAAAGAACAAACUGACUGGAGCCCUAGGAUCUUGUCCCAACUCUCACAGUCUCUCAACCUAUGACCUUGUGUAUAUGCUUUUCCUCUCAUGACCUCUGUUUCCCUAACUAUAAAUUUGGAUACAGGGUGGUCCCUAAGGCCUCUUCAGUUCUGGCAUUUUACCAUCUCUGUCACUAAGUUGUCAAGAAUCUAUAGGACUUCCUUCUUCCAGUAUGAUUGCAUCUCACCCCCUCGUUCUGUCUGGCUUUGCUCCACUUCUCUCCUGGGCUGCUUCCCAGGCACUCUGCUUUUUCCACAGGCCCUUUCAUAUGCCCACCCAUUCCCCAAGCAAACACGCAUGCCCUUUCUCGCGAUCUUUUCCUGCUUGCAGGGCCUUUCCAGCCUCCUCUCUGUAUAUCCAAAUACUGCUAACCCUUAGGCCCGUUUCUGUUCCACCUCUUCUGUGAAAGCCUUUUUGAUUAAAUUCAACUAACAUUUGAUCUCUUGGCCUUCUGCUUCCCAAGAGAAAUAUAUUCUGUGCCAUAUUUGGUAUUGUACUUUAUUACAUUAUUGCAGGAGCAGGGCCCAUCUGUUGGACAGGGAAAAGCAUCCUCCUGUUGACCGGCAUGGGGAGCAGUGAUCACUUUGCCCCCCCUCCCCAUCAGCAGGCUUCUUGUUCCCCAGCCAGACUUGGGAACAGCUGGUAUUCGCCCAGCCUUCUGAUGUCCCCAGCUGCCCCUGCUUCCCCUUCCUUUGGUUUUCUCAGGUCCCAGCUGUGGGGCCCUGGGCAGAACCACCGGUGAUGCAGCCGAGGGCAGCCAGAGCAAAUGAGAGGUACAUGGACAUGUAACAUUGAGAGUUAGAAGGCGGGCAGAACUGAGCACAAAUCACACCAGUGUUGAAAAUGAGGGAAAGCAGUUUGCCAGCUUAUUUUUCCCAUCUUGCUUUCAUCUAAAAAAAGAAGCUCAGAAAUACAGUCCUCCUCAGUCUGCUAAGCCAGGUGGUCUCUAGAUUCCUGCCAAGUGCGCAUAUAUAAUUAUUCAUCUUUAUGGAAUCACAUCCAGGUCUGAAUCUAGACACUGACUUCUUUCUUUUUUUCUUUUUUUGCCAUUUUUUUUUUAAAUCCUCACCCAAGGAUAUGCUAAUUAAUUUGAGAGAGAGAAGAAGGGAGAGAGUGAGAAACAUCCAUCAGUUGUCUCCCGUACGUGCCCUGACUGGGGAUCAAACCCACAACCUGUGUAUGUGCCCUGACUGGGAAUCAAACCCAAAAUGUUUUGGUGUACAGGACAACAUUCCAACUAACCGAGCCACCCAGCCAGGGCACUUUUUUGCCAUUUGGUCUGGAACCAGUGAAUCCUUGAGCCUUUGUUUCUUCUUCUAUAAAAUGGGGUCACUAAGAAUAUCUGCCUCGCCCUCUCAAUAUUUGGGGGGAUUCCAUGUAAGAUGUAAGACCACUUUGUAAUUCAUAAAGUAUUGGACAAACAUAUAUUGCUAUUAAAAGUAAAUGUGCCAUAUUUUAUUUUUGCUAUAGUGUGCAGCUAGUUAAUGAGCACUUAUUUUGUGCCAAAUACUGUGCUAAGUAUUUUACAUACAUUUCAGGUACACUUAAUCCUCACAACAUUCCUGUAAGAUAGUGUGUAUAGUGUGUCUUAUGCCCUUUCAACAGAUCAGGACAGUGAGGUUUGGAAAGAUUGGCGUUGGAGCCUGGAUUUGAACUUAAACUGCUGGGUUCCAAAGUCGGUGCUCAUAAUUCCUGUCCAUUCCUGUCUCACAAAAAGAAAAUGGUUCUUUACUCUAUGUAAGCUAAAAUAACCCACAAUGUAAUCUCCAAUAAAUGCCCUACACA